Messenger RNA from Vigna angularis (adzuki bean), 2752 nucleotides. Its product is annotated as cellulose synthase A catalytic subunit 4 [UDP-forming]. Gene Ontology annotation, biological process: plant-type primary cell wall biogenesis; cellulose biosynthetic process. Gene Ontology annotation, molecular function: cellulose synthase (UDP-forming) activity. The record is from RefSeq and is a predicted model, not a curated record. The transcript is spliced from 10 exons. The coding region runs from base 14 to 2662 and encodes 882 amino acids. Gene Ontology annotation, cellular component: plasma membrane; trans-Golgi network. NCBI's taxonomy places the organism in Eukaryota, Viridiplantae, Streptophyta, Magnoliopsida, Fabales, Fabaceae.
CUUGCUAGUUGCAAUGGCCAUGAGUACUGCCUCAGCUACUGGUUCUCACUCCCGAAAUGGAUUCCGUUUCUCGGACCACGAAAAUGGAGACUACAAUCAACACAACUAUGGUCAAGCUUUCUCAGUGGCCGGAAGUGAGGAUUUUGAAGGACAGAAAGCAUUCUACAGCAAUGAAGAGAAACGGAAAGAUAAGAAAAGUUUAAUGAGCAACGACCAAGAAGACGACAAUCUUUUGGCUGAGGCAAGGCAACCAUUGUGGCGCAAGGUUCCAAUAGCUUCAAGCCUAAUCAACCCAUAUCGCAUAGUCAUAAUCUUGCGUGUGGUUAUCCUAGUUUUCUUCUUCCACUUGCGCAUCACAACUCCAGUGCAUGAUGCACUUGCCUUAUGGAUAAUCUCUGUAGUCUGUGAAAUCUGGCUUGCAUUAUCUUGGAUGGUUGACCAACUCCCCAAGUGGUUCCCUAUUACUCGUGAAACUUACCUUGAACGUUUGUCCUUAAGGUUUGAGAGUGAAGGAGAGCCAAACCUUCUAGCCCCGGUUGAUAUCUUUGUAACCACUGCAGACCCUUUUAAGGAACCACCUAUUAUAACAGCAAACACGGUUUUAUCAGUCUUGUCUGUUGAUUACCCUGUUGAUAAGGUUAGCUGCUAUGUCUCAGAUGACAGUGCUUCAAUGCUUCUCUUUGAUACCUUGUCAGAAACUGCCGAGUUUGCUAGAAUAUGGGUUCCUUUUUGUAACAAAUACAACAUUGAGACAAGGGCACCUGAGUUUUAUUUCUCUGAGAAACUUGAUUACUUGAAAGAUAAGGUGCACCCUACAUUUGUUAAGGAUCGCAGGGCUAUGAAGAGAGAAUACGAAGAAUUCAAGGUGAAAAUUAACAUACUGGUUGCAAAGGCUCAGAAGAAACCAGAAGAAGGUUGGGUUAUGAAAGACGGUAACCCAUGGCCUGGGAGCAACAUGGAUGAUCAUCCCGGAAUGAUUCAGGUAUGUCUAGGAAGUACUGGCUCACUGGAUAAGGAAGGCAAAGAAUUACCUCGGCUUGUGUAUGUUUCCAGGGAAAAACGUCCUGGAUAUCAACACCACAUGAAAGCUGGUGCCAUGAAUGCUCUGGUUCGAGUUUCUGCUGUGCUUACGAAUGCACCUUUUGCACUAAAUCUGGAUUGUGACCAAUUCAUCAAUAAUAGCAAGGUUCUCAGGGAGUCCAUGUGCUUUUUAAUGGACCCCCAACUUGGAAAGAAGUUCUGUUAUGUCCAAUUUCCAAAAAGGUUCAAUGGCAUCGAUUGCAAAGACAGAUAUGCUAAUCACAAUACUGUGUUCUUUGAUAUCAACAUGAAAUGUCUUGAUGGGAUUCAAGGUCCUCUGUAUGUUGGUACUGGAUGUGUAUUCAACAGGCAAGCAUUAUAUGGCUUUGAUCCACUUUCUGAUAAAAGGCCAAAGAUAAAGAGUUGCUGCUGGCCUUCAUCCUGCAGCUGCUGUUGUAGUGACUCCGAGUCUUCAUCUGAUGACGACACUGAUCAGGAACUUGUAGACUUUGAUGACGAAGAGGAAGAGGAAUUAUCCUUCAUGUCCAUGAAAAGUUUACAGAAACGAUUUGGACAAUCACCGGUUUUCAUUGCUUCUGCUUUGAUGGAAGAUGGUGGACUUCCCAAAGGCACAAACACCCGAGUACUGAUUAAGGAAGCAAUUCAUGUUAUAAGCUGUGACUAUGAAGAGAAAACUGAAUGGGGAAAAGAGAUUGGGUGGCUAUAUGGUUCAGUCACAGAAGACAUUUUAACUGGGUUCAACAUGCAUUGUAGAGGAUGGAAAUCAGUGUACUGCAUGCCAAAGAAAGCCGCUUUUAAGGGAUCUGCUCCUAUAAAUCUAUCAGAUCGAUUACACCAAGUUCUGAAAUGGGCUGCUGGUUCUACUGAGAUUUUCUUUAGUGGCUAUUGUCCUUUGUGGUAUGGCUAUAGUGGAAAACUGAAAUUGCUACAGAGGUUGGCCUACGUUAACUCCAUCGUCUAUCCAUUUACCUCUAUCCCCCUGCUGAUCUACUGUACAAUUCCUGCUGUCUGUCUUCUGACUGGAAAGUUCAUCAUCCCCACUCUGUCAAACCUUGCUAGCAUUUGGUUAAUGGCCUUAUUUAUCUCCAUCAUCUUAACUUGUGUGCUAGAGCUUCGUUGGAGUGGGGUUAGCAUUCAUGACUGGUGGCGCAAUGAGCAAUUCUGGGUCAUUGGGGGUGUAUCUUCACACCUUUUUGCUGUAUUUCAAGGUCUUCUUAAAGUUGGAGGAGUAAACUCUAGCUUCACCGUGAGAGCAAAAUCAGCUCAUGACACUUCAUUUGGACAGUUCCAUCUCUUCAAGUGGACUAGUCUUCUAAUCCCACCAACAAGUCUUGUGAUCUUAAAUAUGGUGGGAAUUGUGGCUGGAAUCUCUGAUGCCAUUAACAAUGGCUAUGACUCAUGGGGACCUUUCUUUGGGAAGCUUUUCUUCUCCUUGUGGGUCAUUGUGCACUUGUAUCCUUUCCUCAAAGGACUAAUGGGAAAGCAAAACAGAACCCCUACCAUUGUAGUCCUCUGGUCAAUACUUGUAGCCAUAAUUUUCUCAAUGAUUUGGGUGAGAAUUGAUAUUUUCUUGCCCAAGCAGACAGGUCCAGCACUCCGACAGUGUGGGAUAAGAUGCUAAGGGGAUGGUGUGUACAUGGAGACGAGUAUGGGCAUUUUUCUACCUUUUGGGGUAUUAACUUGUAUAAAAAAGUGAACAACAGAUUAAAGA